Molecule: messenger RNA, 4013 nt
Organism: Periconia digitata
Lineage: Eukaryota; Fungi; Ascomycota; Dothideomycetes; Pleosporales; Periconiaceae
Source: the annotation of a GenBank genome assembly
UCCUCCUUCACACAUCCUCCAUCGACUCGCUGAUCAUUCUCUCCUUUAUUUGUCCUGGAAUAUCGACUUAUCCCUCCUACCCACUUCCGCUCGCGCACCCGAAGCCCGACGCACACUUAAGACGACUUUGGCGCCCCGGUGCGCACUCAACCAGCUCCAUCAUGGCGCCGCAAUACCCCCGCGGCAGCAGCAGAGGGGCAGGAGCAGGAUGGCUCACAGCGACAGCCGGUCUGUUGUUGAUGUCUACAACGUCUGCAUGGGCGGCUGGUCCCGACUGGACAGCGAAGCAUGAGGAAGGCCGCUGCGCGAUCAGAGGGCAGUGCGGGAAACAGGGCUUCUUUGGCUCUGAGCUACCUUGUCCAGACAACGGUUUGGCUGAGAAGCCAGAGGAAGAUGUGCGGAAGAAGCUGGUCGACAUCUGCGGUGAUAGCUGGUCCGACACGAAGGUGUGCUGCAAGGAAGAACAGCUCGACGCCCUCAAGACGAAUCUCGACCGCGCCACUCCCAUUAUCAACGCCUGCCCCGCCUGCAAAGAGAACUUCUUCAACCUCUUCUGCACCUUUACAUGCUCCCCCGACCAGUCGCUAUUCAUCAACGUCACCCAAACCGAGCCUAAAGGGGACAAAUAUCUCGUCACCGAGCUUGACCAUCUUGUAUCCAACGAAUACGGUUCCGAUUUCUACAACAGCUGCAAAGAUGUCAAGUUUGGUGCUACCAAUGGAAAAGCCAUGGACUUCAUCGGGGGUGGCGCUUCCAACUACACUCAGUUCCUCAAAUUUCUGGGCGACAAAAAGUUUCUCGGCAGUCCGUUCCAAAUGAACUUCCCCCGCCCCAACCAGUCUGAUUUCCCCUCUAUGGACCCUAUGGACAAGGAAGCUCAUCCGUGUAACUCGACCGACGAAAAGUACCGAUGUGCAUGCUUGGAUUGUGGCUCUUCAUGUGCUGAGCUUCCAGAAGUGGCCGAAGCGAAGCAGUGCUACGUAGGCAUUUUGCCCUGUCUAUCCUUUGCCGUCAUUAUCAUCUAUUCUGUUUUUCUCGGUCUGCUGUGUCUGGCUGUCGCAGGCCACGUUGCGUAUCGAAAGCACGCAAGCCACAAGAACGAGCGUCUUCGUCUACUACAGGACCUGGAGCCUAGUGAUGACGAAGAUGAAGGAGACAUUGUCCAUAAUAUCGGUAUGCUGGAUAGACCAACAAAGCAGUAUUUUGUCAACACCUGGUGCGACCGCAUGUUUAGUCGCUUGGGAUACGUGUGCGCCAAAUUUCCCCUCAUCACCAUCUCCACCAGCUUUCUUGUCGUAGCUCUUCUCAGUCUCGGGUGGCUACGAUUCCAGGUUGAGACCGAUCCCGUCAGACUGUGGGUAUCGCCCGAUUCCCCCGCCGCGCUCGAGAAGGAUUAUUUUGAUCAAAACUUUGGUCCGUUCUUCCGAGCCGAGCAAGCUUUCCUUGUCAACGACACGGGUGGCCCAGUUCUCAGCUACGACACUCUUCGUUGGUGGUUCGAUGUGGAAAGUCGCAUUCAGCGUUCCAAAUCGUACGAGGGCGGGUACACACUCGACAAGGUUUGCUUCAAGCCUGUCGGCGACUCCUGCGUCGUCCAAUCAUUAACAGGCUACUUUGGGGGUGACUUCGACGGUGUCUCGCCAUCUUACUGGGAGGAGGAUUUAAUAGCCUGCGUUGACAAUCCGUCCUCGUGUCUACCACCGUUCCAGCAGCCACUCGAUCCCCACCUCUUGUUCGGUGGCGUCAACGAGAGCGUCCUCGACGCCCAAGCUAUCAUCGUGACUUGGGUUGUCUCCAACUAUGCGGAGGGGACUCCUGAGCUGGAACGCGCAAUGGACUGGGAAAACGGCAUGAAGGACCUGAUGCUCGCCGUUCAAGGCGAAGCCCGUGACCGAGGCCUGCGUCUCAGUUUCAACACUGAAGUUAGUCUGGAGCAAGAAUUGAACAAGAGCACAAACACGGAUGCCAAAAUCGUCGUUGUCAGCUAUAUCAUCAUGUUCAUGUACGCGUCCCUCGCCCUUGGAUCAACCACCCUCACCGUCCGGUCUAUCCUGCGACACCCGUCCAAUUCGCUUGUUCAAUCAAAGUUCAUGCUCGGCAUAUCUGGUAUCCUCAUCGUCCUAAUGUCGGUAUCUGCCUCCGUCGGUUUGUUUUCCGCCGCAGGCAUUAAGGUCACCCUAAUCAUCGCUGAAGUCAUUCCUUUUCUGGUACUGGCCGUCGGAGUGGACAAUAUCUUCCUCAUCGUACAUGAGUUCGAGCGCGUCAACAUCAGUCACCCUGAGGGCUCGAUUCCUGAGCGCGCUUCUCGGGCUUUAGGCCGCAUGGGACCUUCCAUCUUGCUUUCUGCCACCACCGAAACAACAGCCUUUGCUUUGGGGUGCGCUGUGGGCAUGCCUGCAGUACGUAAUUUCGCUGCUUAUGCCGCAGGGGCCGUCUUCAUCAACGCCGUGCUACAAGUUACCAUGUUUGUGGCCGUGCUGUCUCUAAAUCAGCGACGCGUAGAAGACAACCGUGCCGAUUGUUUCCCGUUCUUGCGUGUGCGAAGAGCUGAUGAUAGCUACAUCAACGGUGGAAUGGGCCACGGUGCUGGAGAAGAAGGCGGCCUACAACGAUUCAUUCGUAAGACGUAUGCUCCAGCUCUACUGGGAAAGAAGGUUAAGGUGCUAGUCCUGGUCGUUUUCUUCGGCAUAUUCACCGCCGCUCUGGCGCUUUUCCCCAAGGUGCAACUUGGCCUCGACCAGCGCAUCGCCAUACCGACUGACUCCUACCUUAUUCCGUAUUUCAACGAUCUGUACGACUACUUCGAUGCAGGACCACCAGUUUACUUCGUCACCAAGGAGCUUAACGUCACCCAGCGUACAGCGCAGAAGGAGCUUUGUGGUCGCUUUUCCACGUGCCACCAAGAUAGUCUUGCGAACAUCAUCGAAGCUGAGCGUAAGCGACCUGAGACCUCCUUCCUGGCUGCUCCAGCGGCCAGUUGGUUGGACGACUUCAUCCUCUGGCUUAACCCCGAAAAUUCAAAGUGCUGCAUUGGAAAAGAUGGGAAGCCUUGCUUCGAGGGUCGCAACCCACCGUGGAAUCUGACUCUGAGCGGGAUGCCCGAAGGCCAGGAAUUUAUGUCAUACCUGGAUCGCUGGAUCGAAGCGCCAACCACGGAGGACUGCCCUCUGGGUGGUGCGGCCGCUUACUCCAACGCUCUUGUUAUUGACGACGAGAGACUCACCAUUCCUGCCUCACACUUCCGCACCUCGCACACACCUAUCCAUUCACAGGAAGACUUUAUCGCAUCUUACACAGCAGCCCGCAGGAUUGCAAGUGAGAUUGAGAAGGACGUUGGUACCGAGGUGUUCCCCUACUCCAAACACUACAUCUUCUUCGAUCAAUACCUCUCUAUUGUCCGUCUUGCUGGUGCGCUUAUCGGUUCUGCUCUUGCCGCUACGUUCCUCGUCACGGCCAUCCUGCUCGGCUCUAUCAUGACUGCACUGGUUGUCACCGUCGUAGUUGCCAUGACAGUCUCUGCCAUCAUCGGGUCCAUGGCUCUCCUCGGUGUUUCACUUAACGCCGUUUCCCUCGUCAACCUCAUCAUUUGCGUAGGCAUCAGCGUCGAGUUCACAGCACACAUCGCCCGCGCCUUCACAUUCCCAAGCCGUGCAACCAUGGAACGCGCCCCUCGUCACAAAUUCAAGGGUUUGGACGCACGCUCCUGGACAGCCAUGGUCAAUGUGGCGAGCUCUGUCGUAAGCGGCAUCACCAUCACCAAGAUUCUGGGCGUCGGCGUCCUCGCUUGGACUCGCAGCAAGAUCUUCGAAAUCUACUACUUCCGCAUCUGGCUCGCCCUCGUCGUCUGGGCCUCCACACAUGCUCUCAUCCUCCUCCCUGUCUUACUCUCGCUGUUCGGUGGUCGCGGAUAUGUCGAUCCCGAGAGCGAGGGUGGGUUAGAGCAGGAUCUGAGGAGUCGCCAGUACCCGGCGCUUCUGGGAGAUGAUGACGACGGUUGGGAUAGCGAUGAGUAG